Messenger RNA from Hipposideros armiger (great roundleaf bat), 2001 nucleotides. Its product is annotated as vascular non-inflammatory molecule 2-like. Gene Ontology annotation, molecular function: pantetheine hydrolase activity. The transcript has a single exon. The record is from RefSeq and is a predicted model, not a curated record. Gene Ontology annotation, biological process: pantothenate metabolic process. NCBI's taxonomy places the organism in Eukaryota, Metazoa, Chordata, Mammalia, Chiroptera, Hipposideridae.
ACCAGAAGUCCUUCAGACUGUGGUGGAGCCUGAAGCUGCUCCUCACCAUCCCGAGUGUCUUGUUGUCUCUGCUGUGUCUCCAUCGCAUGGUUGAUGUGCGUCUGCCAUGUCCUGCUGGACGUGAUCCCAGAGCUGGUGCCCAGAAAUCUCUUGACCUCGGCCAUGAGCGCUUCCUCCUUUCAAACCUCUGUGGCACUGUUUGCCCUAAUUACUCUGCAUGUCAGUGCCCUGGAAACAUUUAUAGCUGCAGUAUAUGAACAUGUGGUCAUAUUGCCAAAUGAAACAGAAACGCCUGUUUCUCAGGAUUAUGCCUUACUCCUUAUGAACAAGAAUCUCGAUAUUCUAGAGAGAGCGAUUAAGCAGGCAGCUGAGCAGGAUGCUCAAAUCAUUGUGACUCCGGAAGAUGCACUUUAUGGAUGGAAAUUUACAAGGGAAACAAUUUUCCCUUAUCUGGAGGACAUCCCAGACCCUCAGGUGACCUGGAUUCUGUGUGCGAACCCCCACAGAUUUGGUCACACACCAAUACAAGCAAGACUCAGCUGCCUGGCCAAGAGCAACUCUAUCUACAUCUUGGCAAAUAUUGGGGACAAAAAGCCAUGUAAUUCCCGUGACCCCACAUGUCCUGCUAAUGGCUAGUAUCAAUACAAUACCAAUGUGGUGUAUAAUAAAGAGGGAAAACUGGUGGCACGGUAUCAUAAGUAUCACCUCUACUCUGAGCCUCAGUUUGAUGUCCCUGAAAAGCCGGAGCUGGUGACUUUCAACACCCCCUUUGGAAGGUUUGGCAUAUUCACAUGCUUCGAUAUACUCUUCCAUGAUCCUGCUGUGACCCUAGUGAAAGAAUUCCAUGUGGACACCAUCCUGUUUCCCACAGCUUGGAUGAAUGUUUUGCCUCUUUUGACAGCUAUUGAAUUCCACUUCGCUUGGGCAAUGGGAAUGGGAGUUAAUGUUCUUGUGGCCAAUAUACAUCAUGUCCGCCUAAAUAUGACAGGCAGUGGUAUUUACGCACCACACGCUCCCAAAGUACACCAUUAUGAUAUGGAAACAGGGCUGAGAAAGAUCGUCCUUUCAGAAGUGGAUUCGCAUCCUCGAAGCUCUCCUGCCUACCCAGCAGCUGUGAAUUGGCAUGGCUGCGCCACAAUCAUCAAACCAUUCCCAGUCCAGAAAAAUACCUUCAGUGGAUUUAUUUCCCGGGAUAUGUUCAGCUUCACAGAACUUUCUGAAAAAUCAGGAAACCUGACAGUCUGUCAAGAAGACCUCUGCUGUCAUUUAAGCUAUAGAAUGUUAAGAAAAGAAGAUGAUGAAGUAUAUGUGCUGGGAGCUUUUACAGGACUUCACGGCCGAAGGAGACGUGAGUACUGGCAGGUAUGCACGAUGCUGAAAUGCAAAACAACUAAUUGGACAACUUGUGGACAGCCAGUGGAAACAGCUGUGACAAGAUUCGAUAUCUUUUCCCUAAGUGGCACAUUUGGAACAGAGUAUGUUUUUCCUGAAGUGUUACUUACUAAAAUUCAACUGUCACCUGGAAAAUUUGAGGUACUAAAAGAUGGCCAUUUGGUAAACAAGAAUGGAUUAUCCGAGCCUAUCCUAACAGUGUCACUCUUUGGGAGACGGUAUACUAAGGACUCACAUUCCAUCUCAGGAAGGACCAGGAAUUUGGCAACAACUUACCUGCUAAUAGCCACUUUAUUCAUGAUCAUAGUUUUGCAAAAUGUUGUGACGGUGUAGGACAUUUCUGUAUCACAUUCAUUUUGGCAGCAUAUAUUUUAUUUACCAAAUGUGUUUAUCCGGUUCCCAAGUUUACUAAGAAACUUUGAAGGGCUAUCUCAGCAGUACAGGACAAUGAUUUCUAAAUAUGUUUUUCUCAUCAAGAAUUAUUUUUAAGUAUGAUGGUCAUUUUGACUCCUUUUUGGCUACUCUGAAAUGUUGCUGUGUGGUACAGUGGCGAGAGCAUGGGUGUUUGACAAUCACAUCUUAGCUUUCGCUUUAUUUGCUGUGUGACCU